Molecule: messenger RNA, 633 nt
Organism: Aspergillus luchuensis
Lineage: Eukaryota; Fungi; Ascomycota; Eurotiomycetes; Eurotiales; Aspergillaceae
Product: blue light-inducible protein Bli-3
Exons: 3
Coding region: 1-633 (210 amino acids)
Source: RefSeq, a predicted model, not a curated record
AUGUCCACCACAAUCCCCACCACCAGCGGCACGCAGCCCCUGGACCCCUACAAAGCCAAAUCCCUCGACGAGGACAUCCCACUCUCUCAAAAGAUCACCGACCUGUCCACCUUCAUCACAGAACAGAAAUUCGGCAUGUUGACGACAAAGUCCUCGGACGAUGAUCUGCUCACGAGUCGGUGUAUGGCUCUUGCUGGGAAGGAAAAAGGCGACACGACCCUAAUCUUCCACACGAACCUCUUCAGCCACAAAACCAUGGACCUAACCGCCCACCCCACCGAGACCAACAUGUCCUUCCUGGACCCCAUCAGCGGGUCCUGGGCAUCUAUCUCCGGCACGGCGAGUAUCGUGGCGGAUAAGGAGACCGUCAAGAAGUAUUAUUCGCCGGCGUUGCAGGCGUGGCUGGGUGAUUUGGGCGAUGGAGUGCAUGAUGGUGGGCCGGAGGAUCCGCGGAUCGGGGUGAUUAAGCUGGAGGCGAAGACGGCAGUGUAUGCGGUGUCGAGGAAGGGGGUUAUUGGACGGGCCGUGGAGACGGUGAAGAGUGUGGCCAGGGGGGAUGUGCCGGCUGUUAAUAGUAUUAGGGAGGUGGGGAGGGCCGAGUUUGAUGAGUGGAGACGGACGCAUCCUGAGUAA